This is a messenger RNA of Paramecium pentaurelia, 1271 nucleotides long. Lineage: Eukaryota; Ciliophora; Oligohymenophorea; Peniculida; Parameciidae. The record is from the annotation of a GenBank genome assembly.
AUGAUUAAGCCAAAGAAGUCUUCACGUGAACUAUGGAAUUAAUUGGGUUUACGUAAUCACAUUAAACAGGCCUUUGAAGAGAAGGAAAGUAAUUGGGGUUAGAUCGUUGAUUCAAAUAAGAAGAAUCUAGUAAUUCAUUAAACUAUAUUCAGAGCCAAAGAUCUAUCUCAGAAUAUGCAAUCACCUAAAAAUUAAAAGAGCAACAUAAUUCUUUUAUCAAAAAUAAAGAGAAACCUAAUACCAAGACUUUUUUAGAAGAUUAAAUUGAAAAAGGAAAUUAAGACAAAGAUGAAUGGUUAUAAUUAGCAUUAAUAAAUGAAAAAUCCCAUUUCUCACCUAUAAAUAAAAGAAAUUCAAAUGAUUAAACAUUUUCUCCAAUCAAUAGACUAAAAAAUGAGGAAUAAUAAGUAAGUCAGCAAUAAUCAUUCUAAGUAUAAAUAGAAAAAACUAAUAUUUGCAAACUCCCAGGUCAUGAAAAUAAUUAAUAUAAGUUUAUAUGUAUAGAUAAUGAUUGUCCAUAUAAGUUAUAAAAAGCAUGUGCUCAUUGUGUAAUCAAAAUGCAUACUAAACAUGUUAGCUAAAUGAAAGAAAUUGAGAAUUAUGAGUAUUUGAUUGAAUAAAAUAUUAAAAAAGCUGAGGAAUUAAUGGAUUAAAGUUAAGAAUUAUUUAAAGCAAUUUAAAAACCUUAUGAAAAUUACUUCCUUCAAAUUAAAAAUUAAAUUAUUACUCUGAUUAAUGAUCUUUAAUAAAAACUGUUGUAAAUUAAUAAGGAUUAAAUUCAUAAAUUGAUAAAUAAUGAUAUUGAAAUUGUUUAGAAUAUUAAUUCAAAGUUUGAAGCAUAUAAAUUAAUGAAUUAAUUAAUACCAGAUGAAAUUAUUGAAGAUUACACACGUAUUAUAAAAGGUAUUUCUGAAAAGAUUAAACUCAAUAUUAAUUUUGACAUUAUUAAUAGAUAAGUUGAAACAUUUGUUAUGUCAAUCUUUUCUCCAAAAAAAUAAAAAGAAAAUAAAGAAUAAAAUGAUGAUACUGAACUAUUACAACAAUUUAUAUCUACUAAUAGAGAUUCAAAUAAAGAGUCAAUUCUUAAACCAAAUAAUUCAAUGACUUGUUGUUCUCAUCCAUCUCCUUUACAAACCAAAAAAUAAUUGUAAACAAAGCUUGUUAUGGGAUCUGCGUCUCCAUUAAAUGUUUUCAAUCGUUAAAUAAAUGGAAGGCAAGUUACUAAAAUAAUCUAAACAUAGCCCAUAAUCUAUUAUAGAACAAAAAGUUGA